UGGCCCGUCACCUUGAGACGCGUGACUCAGAUCUUUCCUCCCAAACACAACACCGCACGAAGUUUUGUGUGAAUUCAAAGUAAACAAAUAAAAGCACAUAACGCUCUCUUUUACAAUUCACAAUACGCAUUUCUCUCUCUCUCCCUCCCUUUGCAUAUUCCUCGCAUAUCUCUAUCAGAGUUUAAACUCGAAUCCCAUUUCCAUUGAUAGAGAGAAACGAGGAGAGUGAAUUCGAAAUCGUUUUCUCGUUGAAACUCAUACUCACGUUCAUAUCUCAUUUGAUUCACUUCAAAUUCCGUGCUGCCAGCUGCAGAUCAAACCGAGUUUCACGUUAAUGCUCGGUUUGAACUCGAUUUAGAUCGAUUUCUUCAUAUUCUGAUAGUGUGGGAGUAUAUAUAUGAAGAACGGGAUGAUAGAAUGCAGUGUUUGUCAUUCCAAAUUGGUUUCCCCUACUUCCAAAACUGUAUCGAGGGCUUAUGAUCGCCACAAAAGUAGGAUAUCAUCCAAGCAACGUGCACUCAACGUCUUCUUGGUUGUUGGUGACUGUAUCUUAGUUGGUUUCCAGCCUAUUCUUGUCUAUAUGUCCAAGGUGGAUGGGAAAUUCAAUUUUAGCCCUAUUAGUGUUAAUUUUUUGACAGAGAUCACAAAGGUUUUCUUUGCUAUUGUUAUGCUUUUACUCCAGGCUAGGAAUCAAAAAGUUGGGGAGAAGCCUCUUCUUUCAAUUUCUACAUUCAUGCAGGCAGCCCGCAGCAAUGUCCUUCUUGCUAUCCCAGCACUUCUUUAUGCUAUAAACAACUAUCUGAAGUUUACAAUGCAGCUUUAUUUUAAUCCUGCUACUGUGAAGAUGCUAAGUAAUUUGAAGGUUUUAGUAAUAGCAGUUUUGUUAAAGGUGAUUAUGAAGCGCCGGUUUUCCAUUAUUCAGUGGGAAGCUCUUGCUCUAUUGCUCAUUGGUAUAAGUGUUAAUCAGCUACGAACUUUGCCUGAAGGAACUACAGCCUUGGGUCUUCCUGUCACGAUGGGUGCAUAUAUCUAUACAUUGAUCUUUGUCACUGUUCCAUCUUUGGCCUCUGUUUAUAAUGAGUAUGCUUUGAAGAGCCAAUAUGAUACAAGCAUUUAUCUGCAGAACUUAUUCUUAUAUGGGUAUGGAGCUAUAUUCAAUUUUCUUGGAAUUGUUGGGACUGCUAUUUUCAAAGGCCCUAGCAGCUUUGAUAUCCUACAAGGACAUUCAAAAGCCACUAUGCUAUUGAUAGCAAACAAUGCUGCCCAAGGGAUUCUAUCCUCUUUCUUCUUCAAAUAUGCAGAUACAAUUUUGAAGAAGUAUUCAUCAACAGUUGCAACAAUCUUUACAGGCAUAUUAUCUGCUGCACUAUUUGGACAUACUUUAACAAUGAACUUCGUUAUUGGCAUUUCUAUUGUAUUUAUCUCAAUGCACCAGUUUUUUUCACCGCUUUCAAAAGUCAAAGAUGAACAAAAUGGGGUGCUGGAACUGCAUGAUGUUCAUGACAAACAAAGGUCAAAGGAAUCCUUUAUAAAUAUGGCAGCUGGAGCAAAUGAGGAGGCCAGUCACCGUGCGGUGCAUGAUGAGAGACAGCCACUUCUUCCCACCUAGAUUGACCUACUGUAUUUUAAAAGAAAAUUUUUUGGUGACGUUGCUGGUAGCAUUGGUCCACGCAGUUUGAAGUCAUAAUAAACGUAAAAAGUUAUUUCUGCCUUUCUGGGAUAGUUUCCUACGGAAGGGAUUUCUCUACUUGGUUGAUAAAGAAAGACAUGAAUUCUUAACUUCAGGAGCUGGUGAGCUAGCCAGGACUUUCAUCUGCUGAAGAUUUUGAUAGAGCAUAGAAAAUGUCUUCGUAAGAGCUUUUGGAAUAUCAAUGUGGAUUUACUUGUACUACAUUUAAUUGUUAUCUUGGACACUGGAUUUUUUUCCUUUUCUUUGUUUUUUUUCCUGUUAUAUUUACUUCAACCCGUUUUAUCUCUAUCGUGUUAUUUUUUACAUUCAUUACAUGAUUUUGGCAUUUCAUCUUUAUGAGAGUAUGGCCAAAAUAAAGAAAAUGAGGCUUCCACUUACA
Gastrolobium bilobum is the source of this 2069-nucleotide messenger RNA. Its product is annotated as CMP-sialic acid transporter 3-like. NCBI's taxonomy places the organism in Eukaryota, Viridiplantae, Streptophyta, Magnoliopsida, Fabales, Fabaceae. The transcript is spliced from 16 exons. Bases 398 to 1609 code for a protein of 403 amino acids. Gene Ontology annotation, molecular function: pyrimidine nucleotide-sugar transmembrane transporter activity. Gene Ontology annotation, cellular component: Golgi membrane. Gene Ontology annotation, biological process: pyrimidine nucleotide-sugar transmembrane transport. The record is from RefSeq and is a predicted model, not a curated record.